Messenger RNA from Oryzias latipes (Japanese medaka), 6677 nucleotides. RefSeq names its product MAP/microtubule affinity-regulating kinase 4b (gene mark4b). The record is from RefSeq and is a predicted model, not a curated record. NCBI's taxonomy places the organism in Eukaryota, Metazoa, Chordata, Actinopteri, Beloniformes, Adrianichthyidae. Gene Ontology annotation, cellular component: cytoplasm. Gene Ontology annotation, biological process: intracellular signal transduction; protein phosphorylation; microtubule cytoskeleton organization. Gene Ontology annotation, molecular function: ATP binding; tau-protein kinase activity.
CGCUUUAAAAAUAGAUGAUUGGAGUGGGACUUGUAUUCAUAAUCAAUGAGUGCUUCAGCUUAUAUAUGUCAAGGAAAGUGUUUGGCUGCCACAAUCUCACAGUGUUGGAAUUAUGUUUUUCUUCGGUGGAGUUCCUGCACGCCUGACUGGCUCAUCCAUGUCUGUGGGGGCCUCCUUUGUGCACUGCUGAGCAGGGAGGGGCCCUUCCCAAACUGUUCUCAUAGGUUAUGGUUUUAUCCACCUGUUAAAGUGAUUGGAACACCUUGACGAGUGGGCAUAUCCCAUUGGCAAUAUAGUAUAUAUCUUUAGCAAUAAUGUUUUUGUGCUUUGAUCCUGUUUCAAGGGUUAUGUUUGCUGCAGUCAGUUUUAAAAAGCGGACCUAGAUAAAUCCAGGAAAAAUCUCAAAUGUUCUGAUAACCUGUUGUCUGACAUGACAUGUAAAAAAGAUUUUAGUUUUACGAAAUAUAUUUAUUUUGCAUUAUUUUACAGUUCUCUCAGAAUGUGUUUAAUGACACUCGUACGUCUUUUAUCAACAGGAAGUGAUCCGUGAAAAGGUUUUGAACAUUUUGCUAUAAAUAAUGUUUAAAAUCAGGUUAACAAACUUUUUGAGACUGCGUGUGAUAGGUCGAACACAUUUCACUAAGUGGGGCUUUAUUUUGUUCGCAGAAAUCUAUAAAACCUAAAAAUGCGCCUUUCCUGUUGUGUCCGUGAACGCAGCAGCAGCAGAACAGAGAAAGGCGGUCAGAGACGCAGGCUGUUCUCGCCGCUGACGUCCCUCCCUGUCCCCGCCCUCUUUCUGUUGUCCCCGUGCGUCUCUGGAGGUGGAGAUCCCGUUUUCUGACGUCCGCAAUCGUUUUUGAAGAAAACAUAUGUUGUGUUUCCUCUGAGGGGAGGACGUCUGCGAGCUACGGGGACUUUUCGGUCACCGGCGGAGCGGGUGAAAAGAUCCAUGGGCGGACUGGAAUGAGGAAAAAAGGGACGGGGUGGCUGCUAGCCCGCUGCUGCCUUUGAUACAACCGCAGUUCGUUCGUCAUUGAUUUUUUAUUCUGUAUUUCUUUUCCACUUCUUCUGUGUUUUUGCCGCUGCUCGGUAAUGCUGUCUCUGGCGGUUUCUAGUUCUUCGCGGAAGGUUUUUUUUUUGUUUUUUUUUUACUUCGAUCACUCCAAAGAUGUCCCACUAGCUAACUAUCAAGAGUACACAAACCUCCGUUUUUCCUGAUCUCUCAGAAAACCCCGCUUCUCCAAAUAACCUUCAUCGCUUUCCUCAGCGGGUUCUGGUCUUCUUCACCCGAACCUGGUGCAGCUCAUCCGCCUUUCGAGCCCUCCGCCCGGCCGGCUUCUCUCAGGAAUGAGGCGGUAGCAUCAGAGAGGGGUUUGGGUGAAAGUGGAGAGGUGGGGGCCCGACCCGGACUGGUGUUCUCCGUGAAGGAGGUGGGAGACAAACGGUGGAUGUGUCGGUGAUGCUGCCUUCACGGACCGUAACGAUGAGGAGGACAGACUGACCAACGUCGUGCCGGUGGGAGUGAGAGACAGGCCUAUUCGCCUUUAGUUUUUUUUUUUAAUUUAGUGGGACCCAAACGGACUUUAAGUGUCGGACGGCGACGCGCACUCAGGAACCACCAUGUCUUUACGUACGGCCCUGCCUGGUAACGAACGCAACCCGGAUCAUCACGCCUCCCUGUCGGCCAGCCGCUCAGAGAAAGGUACCGGUUGGUCGAGCCGCACGCUUGGCGCCCGGUGUCGGAACUCCAUCGCCUUUUGCUCCGACGAGCAGCCGCACAUCGGGAACUAUCGGCUCCUCAAAACCAUCGGAAAAGGCAACUUCGCCAAAGUCAAGCUGGCCCGGCACAUCCUGACCGGCAAGGAGGUUGCAAUAAAAAUCAUCGAUAAAACUCAACUGAAUCCAACCAGCCUACAAAAGCUGUUUCGAGAGGUCCGCAUCAUGAAGACUCUGAACCAUCCAAACAUCGUCCAGCUGUUUGAGGUGAUCGAGACGGAGAAGACCCUUUACCUGGUCAUGGAGUACGCCAGCGGAGGUGAAGUGUUUGACUACCUCGUGGCUCACGGCAGAAUGAAGGAGAAAGAAGCCAGAGCCAAGUUCCGACAGAUCGUCUCAGCCGUUUACUACUGUCACCAGAAGAACAUCGUUCACAGAGACUUGAAGGCGGAGAACUUGCUAUUAGACGCCGACUCCAACAUCAAAAUAGCUGACUUUGGAUUCAGCAAUGAAUUCACCGAAGGCAGUAAGCUGGACACCUUCUGCGGCUCGCCGCCUUACGCAGCUCCAGAGCUCUUCCAGGGGAAGAAGUACGACGGUCCAGAGGUGGACAUCUGGAGUCUGGGCGUCAUCCUGUACACGCUGGUCAGCGGCUCGCUGCCCUUUGACGGGCAGAACCUGAAGGAGCUGCGGGAGCGGGUCCUGAGGGGGAAAUACCGCGUGCCGUUUUACAUGUCCACGGACUGUGAGGGGAUCCUGCGCCGCUUCCUGGUCCUCAACCCCGCCAAGCGCUGCUCGCUGGAGCAAAUAAUGAAAGAUAAGUGGAUAAACGUCGGCUAUGAGAGUGACGAGUUAAAGCCGCACACCGAGCCUGCAGAGGACUUCACGGAUACGAGCCGCAUCGAUGUGAUGGUGGGGAUGGGAUUUGGCAGGGAUGAGAUCCGAGACUCGUUGGUCAGUCAUAAGUACAAUGAGAUCACUGCCACAUACCUGCUGCUGGGACGCAAAAAUGAGGCGGAGGGUUCAGAGUCUCGCUCAGCCAGCAGCCUGAGUCUGGCUCGGGUCCGGCCCGGCACCAUUUCCAACGGGACAAGCAAGCACUCCACGUCCUCCACGUCCUCCGGUGCGGCCUCAUCGGCGCACAAGCCGCAGCGCAGCGCCUCAACGUACCAUCGCCAGAGACGGCACUCUGACUUCUGUGGUCCUGCUGCUCCGGGGUCAGUGCUCCCCAAGCGAAGCCCCAGCGGCGCCAGCGAGGCGGUGGCGCAUAAAGAAGAGCGGCUGUCCAUACGUAAGCCGAGCACCACCACCGUGGGCUCCCGCAGCAUCCCCACGCCCUCCAGUCCCAUGGUCAGCUCCGCACACAACCCAAAUAAGGCCGAAAUCCCCGACCGGCGCAAGGAGGCCAUCCCAACCACGAAUAACAUCCCUGCCAGUGCCAUGACCCGAAGAAACACGUAUGUGUGUACGGACCGGUCCAACACAGACAGAACGCUGCAAAACGGCAAAGAAAACAGCACGCUGUCCCACCGCCUGCCCCCUGCCUCCCCCUCCAGCCACAGCAUCGCAGGCGCCUCCGGCGUCUCCUCCUCCUCCUCCACACCUUCGUCCCGCCUCACCAGAGGAUCCACGGUCAGGAGCACCUUCCACGGAGGGCAGAUCAGAGACCGCCGCCCCGCCUCCCACGCGCCCCCGGCGUCCCCCACGCUGUCCCACGACUCCAGCCCGCUGCCCCACAGCAGAACCCGGGCCACCACCAACCUCCUGAGCAAGCUCACCUCCAAGCUGACCCGCAGGGUCACAGACGAACCUGAGAGAAUCAGCAGAUCUCCGGUCACAAGUCGCCAUCUACCUGGGCAUCAGAAAGCGGCCGAGCCCCGGACCCCCCGAUGCGGCUGGGAUGUGAGGGUGCGGAGCGUCCGCGACCCGGCCGAGGUGGUGCUGGCGUUGCGCGAGGCGGCGCAGGGCUGCGGCUGCCAGGUCCACCUGGCCGGGCCUUUCCUCCUGUCCUGCACGCACGGAGCGGCCGGCGCCCGCGUGGCCUUCGAGGCCGAGGUCUGCCAGCUGCCCGGCGGCCAGGGCCACUGCAGCGGCGUGAGGUUCAGGCGCCUGUGGGGGGCACCGUUAGCCUUUAGGGACAUCGCCACCAAAGUGUCCAAGGAGCUGGAGCUCUGAGGGCAGCCGGGGGUGGGGUAGACAGACAGCAGACAGGAAAGAGGUGAAGGAAGAGCAGGAAGUGCUCCCUCUUCUCCUUCCCUGUGCUCCACCUCUCCUGAUAUGGCUAUCGAUGCCUCACCUCCACCAAAAAACACCUCCUGCCUCUUAAUCCUCCGGUCACUGCCCGACAAACCGAAGCGCACACGCAGACAUGCUGCCGAGAUGACCUAAGGUGACCUGUGACCCCCGCUUUGCACUUGCCACCCCCUCCUGAAAGGAGCCCACAGAGCCGGACCGCUGUCCUUAGAACGAUGAGGAGCGACUCGUUGUUUUCCCUGUUGUACUUUACGUUAGUCAUCAUUCCUUUUUUUUAAAGCUGCUAUUUAAGGUUUUUAUUUUUUGUGUUUACGUUUGGUUUCUUUAGUGCUUUUAAAAUGAACGGACUUUCGCGACUGUUGGUGCAGAUGCCACAUCCGGCCACUAGAGGGAGACAUGCAGAAAUGCAGGCAACUUAGUGCCGGACUCAGAAGGAGCAUCAAGCCAAAUUUGUAAAAACGGAGAAUCUGGUACUUGGAAGCCAUCCAAUGUGUCGGUAGCUGGAAGGUGAGCCGCUCACAGACCGGAAGAGCUGCAGAGAACCUCAGAGCUGGUCCACAUCUUCUCCGAGACAUGAUGUCAGCUGACUGGAAGGGGUUGAACGUGACGCCAAGGUGGAGGUCCUUGCUGUUAGCUGCUCAACUCCCACAUGUUCUAUCAAAUAGGUAUGAAGCCGCAGAAAGGCUGUCUUGUGCGCCUGUUUUCUAAAUUCACCAUUUUAAUAUUGGCUAAAACAAACUGCCUACUUUAUACCCAUCAUCUUCAUGAAGGCCAUUGUUUUCAAGUUACAUGAACUUUUCUCCAGAUCUACUUGUUGUAAAAAGAUAUUUCUCUAAAAUCUGCCCCCAGCUAAGAUCUUAUUAAAAAAAAUUGUAAAUUAUCACCACGGUAACCUCCAAACUUUAGGUUAAAAAAAAUCCAAAAUAACAAAUUUACCCACAAAUCAUUGACUCGGCUUGAAAAGUCAUAUUUCUCGUAAUGUUUGCAUCGCUUAGAAUGUUUCCAUGCAGAGAUGGAGCCCUUAGGCUGAAGUAAAGACCUUCUAACUUUUGUUUUGAAAGGCACGAAACCACAAACAUUUAAAAACGGUUCCACCCUAAAUCCAUCCAGAAGUCUGUGUUGUUGUUUUUUUAUACUAACAACGCAGGUGAGAAAAGCAGCGGAGAUGAGACAGUAGUGCCGAUGAAAACCCCUCAAAGAUGAGGGGAAAAAAUGUAGUGGUUGUUAUGGACACAGGACCUUCACAGAGGCUGCCAUUCUGAAUCAAAACGGGACUGCAAACAUUUUUGUAUUGAGAAUAUGAUGCCAAACUGGUUUUAACCGUGGUUUGCACUGCAUGCGGCCUGCAGGGGGCGCUGGAGGCGGCAGCCACUCCAUGCUUUAAGGAUUGUUUUGGUGAUUUGCAACAGUAGUUCUUCUCCAUCACCACAGGAAGCCAUCGUGCUCGCUUGCAGCACUUCUGGUGCAACACAUCCACCAAGCCAAGAAUCCCCAGUUGACCUGAUAAUAGGGCUCCUUGUGUGGGUUUCUCUUUUUAUUUUGAUAACGUUCUUUUCAAAAAUAAUAGCUCAGCACUUUUUUAUGUGUUUGUAAUUUGAAUUUUUUUUUUAAAAUAUUGACCACUCUAAAUGCCUUCUUUGCUUGGCUGAAGCAGCUUCUUGGUGAAACCAGCUGUGAUCACAAAGAAAAAUCUUUUCACAAAGAUUCUCUUUUUAAUAGAUAACCCCCCCAGUUUCCUCCUGUUGACCAAGUUAAUAUCUGUUGACCAGGUUGAUGACUGUUAAUUAAGUCGAUGACUGUUGACACAUUAAUGACUAGUGACCUGAUUGAUGGCUGUUGAUUAGGUAGAUGACUGGUGACCAGGUUAAUGAUCGUGACGAGGUUGAUGACUGUAGAACAGGUAGAUGAAUACUGACCAGGUUGAGGAAUGUUGACCUUUUCAAUAACUGUUGACCAGGUCGAUGACCACUGGCCACUCCUUCCGUUUCAGAGGGGAUUUUUUCUUAAAACACACGGACUCCAACCACACACAACCCUGAUCCAAAACAAAGAUGUCUUCUGCAGGUUGUCCAUGGAAGACCUCCAGAUGUUCACCACUGUCUGAAAAUGUGAAGCUGUGAUUUAGGAAUAGUUAUGCAAUUAUUUUGUGUGUAAACUGAGACCCCCACCCCCCGUCCCUGAGGCUGCUCUGUCUGUCUGGAGCCAGACCGUAAAGCUGCAGUUCUAUGGUGUCGUGUCUUUGAAGCUGUCACUGUUAAUCAAUGAGACCUUCUGUUUGGGCUGAAAUAACAGGAACGAUCGAGCUGCAAUCCUGCAUGUCUCCUUGGAAACGAUGACCAGAAAUAAAGACUUUCAAAUCUCCUGCAGAGUUUUUUUUGUGAAAAAAGUUUCAAAAUAAACGUUUGAUGAAAAGAAAAAAAGGAAAACAGUCAUGGUGUUACAUGGGGCUUUGUUUAAUAGUCCAGUUGCGUUUUACAACGGAAAGUGUUUUCUUUCUUCGGUGCGUUUCCAUAGCCACGACCGGACUGUGCACCGAUUGAUCCCAGGAUGUUACAGAGGAGAUGAUUUAAGGAGAUCAGAGGAAAGUUGGAAAGUUAGAGGUUAGAAAGGGAAGAAAGGUGGAGUGUCUUUGGACCGAAAGAAGCCAAAACCAGUAAGAAGUUUACAACAAGGCUACAUGUUCAUUUCUUUAUAAAAUAAAAAAAAAA